Molecule: messenger RNA, 3807 nt
Organism: Pteropus alecto (black flying fox)
Lineage: Eukaryota; Metazoa; Chordata; Mammalia; Chiroptera; Pteropodidae
Gene: TRABD
Product: TraB domain containing
Exons: 10
Coding region: 2674-3807 (377 amino acids)
Source: RefSeq, a predicted model, not a curated record
CCUGCCCAAGGCUACGCAGCACUAAGCGGCCAAUCUCAGGUCUGGCCAGCCCUGUGGUGUCUGUCCCCCACAGCACAGUUGUUGGCAGCUGGCAGACCUGCUGGCCCGACGGCCAGGACCAGCUGCAGGCAGCCCCACUCAGGAGGCACCUCCUACCAGUUGUGCCCAGCACCUUCCCCAGGGCAUACUCUGCGGACAGCCCUGCGUGGCAGUGACAGCUGGUUGGAGGGGAGCGAGGACGGUGGCACCAGGCAGAAGCGUCCCACUUUGUGUUGGGUCGCACAGGCUGCCCAGAGCUGUCCUGGCUGCGGGGCCCGGGCUCUGGAGCCUGGAUUUGGGGGAGGCACACUCGUCUCCCCUGAGGGUGUCAGGCAGCGGUUCGUUGUUGCUGCAGCAUGCAGUGGUGUGAUGAGCUGCUGGGACCCAUCAGUCCAGAGAUUUUGUGGCAGGAAACUGGGAAGGACACGGAUGCUCCAUGCAGCAGGUGUGGCGAUGGGGGCCGGACCCAGCAGUCUGUGGAGUUCGGCCAUUUGCUCCCCUCCGGGCAGCUGGGAGAGGCUCUGGUCCCACAUAGUGGUGCGCGUGGCAGGGGAGGGACGUUAAUAGCCCCACAGAAGUCACAUUCUAUGUGGACAUCGCCGGAACCCUGGCCGAGGGCACCAGGGUAUUGGAAGGCGGUAGGUGGAUGUGGUAGCAUCAGAGGGAGGUGCUUCAGAAUUGGACUCGGCGCUGAGGGGUCCUCAGUGGCCUUCCUGCCUGAUCCCUCCCAGGCCAGGCACCCGCCUCGGGGGAGCGACUGCCGGGAGCAGGACAGGGAGCGCGAGGGGACCUGGGUCCUGGUGCUGCAGCUGGGUGACCCAGCCAUCGUGGGGCUCAGAGCUGAUCAGCCCUGGAAAGGUGCACAGGCUUCCGCCUGGGCCUCAUAGAGUGGGCCUGACCAGACUGGGCUCCUGCGUGCCGGCCCAGCCCUGUGGCCACCACACCCGCGGCAGGGCGUGCCGAGGCAACCUGGUGGCCUCCCGCCUGCUGGCUGUCAGCGCAGGACGUACCCUGAAGUUGUUCUCAUCCUUUGGCAGCCCGGUGCUGCUCAGAAUCAAGAAUCAUUUGCUUCUAUGUGUAAAGUGGCCUGAGGGCGGUUCUGUCCAGCUGUGCCUUCCGGUUGGGCCCAGGACUGAGAGGCAGCAAGCCCCCUGCUGUGACCUCUGGGCCCGGCCCUCCACUUCCUGUCUAUCUGGCUGCCUGGCAUCAGCUGUGUGCUUUCAUGUAGAUGCCGGGAAGGGGGUGCUGGGCGGUGAGGCCCAGGUGAGCUGCUGUCCUUGGGGCUGGGCUGAGGCCGGCCCGAGCUCAACUGGGUGCUGCUGGGACUUCCUGGGCGGGGACACCCCACCGCAGAGGAGCAAGCCGUGCGGCGCCUGCCUGUGCUGUGCCUUCCGGCUUCCUCUCCGCUCCGCUGCCCCCUUCUUGGCCUCUGCCCUGCCGCCCGGGGCCCAGUGCUUCCUUUGGCCUUAAGCCAGUCCCUCUUCCGGACCCUUCCUCCGACCCCGUUUCUUCCAGAAGUCCUCUCCGUUCUCGGGAUGGGCUCCCCGCUUCUUGGUCAGCUCCAGGGCUGUCUCCCUGGACAGCAGGUCAGGCGAAGUUCGGUUACAUCUGGGGGGCCCUGCCCUGACCGUUGCUCCCGGCUGCAGCCGAGGAGAAUGAAGGGGCAGUGAGUCCCUGGGUCAGUCGGCUGUGUGACCACAGGGUACAAGGGGAGGAGCCUGACGUGGCGUCACGCUCAUUCUGUUAUUUUCGUUUUGAUUGUGAAAGUUCUGGAAAGUGUAGCAAUAGUGAACCUGGGCUGACCCCCUGCAGGGUCCACCCUGCGUGUCCCCAGAAGUCGCGUCAGUUCACGACUCGUAGAGACAGACCCCAAAACCAACACUGAGUGAGAAUCGUCCGUCUGUGACUGCCUCAGGCACUCGUCCUGCUUCUCUGCGGGGCCCACACUGUAGACGGUGUCCUCGAGCUGGGCCGUCCCACCGUCUGUGGCAGCAGCCUCUGGCUCCUGUGACUAAACUCAGAGGUGAUGCUGGUGGGACACGCAUACCUUGGGGCGCGCCGAGGCCCAGGGAGACCAGCUUGCUCUCCCCGCUCCUCCCCCAGAGUCCCCACCGCAGGGCCGGGGUCCAGAAUGCCAGGUCCUGACGCCGGCCUCAGCUGCAUCCCCUGGCUCGGGAACCUCGUCCACUGGCCCUGGUGGCCUCCCCGGCAGUUCCCUCUGGGGAGAAGGGCCCUUUCCGAGAGGGGAGCAGGAGAGGCUGGCGCACCACCUGGGCCUUGUCGCCGUUUCUGUGCUACUUGACGUCGUGUCCCUUAAGAGGAAAGGCUGGGCUCCUAAUGACACAGACACGCGGGGCCUCACCCCGUCCCUUUCCCUGGGCCUCCCGCACCUCUGCGGACGUCUGCGUGGACGUCCCUGACGACGUCCUGGAAGUGGGACGCGCGACACGCUCCCGGGGGGCCCAGCACUAACUUCAUCCACAGAGUUACUUCUUCCGCUUGGUUUUCUCUUUUUAGGAAGUUUUGUGAAUUGUGUUUUGCAACGAAAUCAGAAAGGAGCUCUCCAGUCUGCCGGCCUGCCGCCCUCCUCUCUGUUGGGCCUCACUGAGUGCUGCCGGGAGCCGCCACGCAGCCAUGGAGGAGGAGGAGGAACAGCCACCUCAGGAGGCCCACGCAGAACCCCCUGUGACGUCAGGAGCGUCGGAGGUGGUGCCCAGGGUGCUUUCCGGAGAACCCCAGAACCUGUCUGACGUGGAUGCUUUCAACCUGCUGCUGGAGAUGAAGCUGAAGAGGCGGCGAGAACGGCCCCACCUGCCACGCACGGUGACAGAGCUGGUGGCCGAGGACGGGAGCAGAGUGUAUGUGGUGGGCACAGCCCACUUCAGCGACGACAGCAAGAAGGACGUCGUGAAGACGAUCCGGGCGGUGCAGCCGGACGUGGUGGUGGUGGAGCUCUGCCAGUACCGCGUGUCCAUGCUGAAGAUGGACGAGCGCACGCUGCUGCGGGAGGCCCGGGAGGUCAGCCUGGAGAAGCUGCAGCAGGCCGUGCGGCAGAACGGGGUCAUGUCUGGACUCAUGCAGAUGCUGCUGCUGAAGGUGUCGGCCCACAUCACCGAGCAGCUGGGCAUGGCCCCUGGUGGCGAGUUCAGGGAGGCCUUCAAGGAGGCCAGCAAGGUGCCUUUCUGCAAGUUCCACUUGGGCGACCGGCCCAUCCCCGUCACCUUCAAGAGGGCCAUCGCCGCGCUGUCCUUCUGGCAGAAGGUCAAGCUGGCCUGGGGCCUGUGUUUCCUGUCAGACCCUAUCAGCAAGGAUGACGUGGAGCGAUGCAAGCAGAAGGACCUGCUGGAGCAGAUGAUGGCGGAGAUGGUCGGCGAGUUCCCCGACCUGCACCGCACCAUCGUCUCCGAGCGCGACAUCUACCUGACCUACAUGCUGCGGCAGGCGGCCCGGCGCCUCGAGCUGCCGCGCUCCUCCGACGCUGAGCCCAGGAAGUGUGUCCCCUCUGUGGUGGUGGGCGUCGUGGGCAUGGGCCACGUCCCCGGCAUCGAGAAGAACUGGACCACUGACCUCAACAUCCAGGAGAUCAUGACCGUCCCCCCGCCGUCCAUCUCCGGCAGAGUGUCCCGGCUGGCUGUGAAGGUCGCCUUCUUGGGCCUGCUGGGCUAUGGCCUGUACUGGAUGGGGCGCCGCACCGCUGGCCUGGUCCUCUCGCUGCCUGCCACCCAGUACUGCCUGCAGAGGGCGUCCUCAGCCCGGCCGCACAAGUAG